CUACUAAGCAGAGGACCGUCAGUGGAUAUCCAAGACUUGAAAGAACUCUGCAGUGACAUUUGGCCUCAGUUUUUUCCUCCGAAUACGGACGCUUGAGAUUCCAGAUCUGCUGGACGAAGGAGCUGAGAAAAUCAGGGUGCUUGUCGCCCUCAAACUCUGUUACCAGCGUCGAAUCAAGUUCUGUUGGUAUUUGUGAGCUCCGGAGAAGAGAGAGAAAGUUUGUGUACAUUCGAGGAGGAAGAAAUGGGGGAGAUGGAUGAAGAAGACGUUGUUAUGCGGAGGAUUUCGAAGCUUAAGAAGGAAUCAGUACGGGAAGAGAUGGUUUCGAGAUUUGCUAGGAUCAGGAAGGAAGCUAGGGAGUUUAGGGAGCAACUCGCUUUUCAGGAGCGAGAAGAGGAGGCCGAGAAUGCAGAUAUUGUUGCAGGGUGUAAAUCAGACCUGGACGGCGAAGCACAGUGUCGUGAACCUGAAGGGCAGCAAUUCACGAAGAAUACCAAACAGAAGGAAGGAGAUUUGAAGUCUCAGGAUCCAGAAGCUAAAAAGCAGGAAGAUAGAAGAUUGGGAAGUUGUGGAAUGGAGAACGGUAGCUGUGCCGCUGGUGUAUUUUCUUCCGGGCACUCGAUGGGUGCCGAUUUCAUUCGUCGCUACAGUAGGCAGCUUCUAGUGCCCUCAUUCGGAGUUUCAGGUCAAAAAAAACUGUCGGAAUCUGCAAUACUUAUAGUCGGAAUGGGAGGGCUUGGUUCACCAAUCUCGUCGUACUUAGCUGCUUCUGGAGUUGGACGACUAGGGUUAGUUGAUAGCGACGUAGUGGAGCUGAGCAAUCUUCAUCGCCAGAUUAUUCACACAGAGGCCUUCAUAGGCCAGCCGAAGGUUUCUUCCGCUGCAUCUGCCUGCCUAGCGUUGAAUUCGUCUAUACUCGUUAAGGAACAUGGCCGUGGACUGAAUGCUGCCAAUGCAGUGGAGAUUAUCAGCCAAUAUGAUGUGGUUGUUGAUGCAACUGAUAACAUUCCUUCUCGCUAUCUCAUCAGCGAUGCUUGUGUUGCGACUGCGAAGCCUCUCGUCUCUGGAGCAGCAUUGGGAUUAGAAGGACAGCUGAGUGUUUACAACCACAAAAGUGGUCCAUGCUAUAGGUGCCUUUUCCCGGUACCUCCACCACCUGGGACUCGGCAGCGAUGUUCGGAUAAUGGUGUGCUUGGAGUAGUUCCGGGUAUUAUUGGAACGUUACAAGCACUAGAAGCAAUCAAGCUUGCUAGUGGAUUCGGAGAAACUCUAAGCAGCAGAAUGCUUCUGUUAGAUGCUUUUUCAACUCGUAUACACAUGGUUAAGCUGCGAGGCCGAAGCCCAAAUUGCUUUGCUUGUGGAGAUGCGCCACAAAUUUCUGCUGCUAAUCUCCAUGAGUUUGAUUACGAACGAUUCACGGAGUCAACUUUAUCUGAAGAGGGUCCAAAGGCGCAAGAGCUUAUCCCGGUAAAUGACCGAUUAUCAUCAGCAGAGUUGAAAAAACUUUUGGAAUCUGGAAAACCUCAUGUACUUCUUGAUGUUCGAGACUCCCAUGAGUAUGUCAUCAGUUCAUUGCCCAGCUCCCUGAACAUACCUCUUUCUCUUUUGAAAGAAAGGCUUUCUGUUUUGCAAUCCGCGGUUGACUCCGUAGUCUCUUUUCCAGAUAAUCCUCAAGAAAAAGAAUAUCCAGGCUUACAAGAUGUUGGGUCGAGCAAAGAAGAGUGUAGCUCCGUUGUUCCAAGUCGGGAGAAUACCUCCAUUUACGUCGUUUGUAGAAGGGGAAAUGACUCUCAAAAGGCUGUUCAAUUUCUUCGAAGCGAAGGAUUUUCUUCUGCAGUAGAUGUUGUGGGAGGUUUAGAGUCCUGGGCGAAGGAUGUUGAUGAGAGGUUUCCUUUCUAUUGAAGAUUGUAUGAUUAUAUAGUCCAGUUCGUUUUGAGGCAUAUCAUCUCAUGCCAGACUCAGACACUAGUGUAUCUUCUUACCAUAGAAACUUUAACCACUUCUGUAUCUUUUUCUUCUC
Messenger RNA from Marchantia polymorpha subsp. ruderalis, 2020 nucleotides. NCBI's taxonomy places the organism in Eukaryota, Viridiplantae, Streptophyta, Marchantiopsida, Marchantiales, Marchantiaceae. The record is from the annotation of a GenBank genome assembly.